Messenger RNA from Photinus pyralis (common eastern firefly), 1983 nucleotides. Its product is annotated as dnaJ homolog subfamily C member 11. The record is from RefSeq and is a predicted model, not a curated record. The transcript has 12 exons. Bases 198 to 1877 code for a protein of 559 amino acids. Gene Ontology annotation, biological process: cristae formation. Lineage: Eukaryota; Metazoa; Arthropoda; Insecta; Coleoptera; Lampyridae.
GUGAGUCAAAAAAAGAUAACUGAAUUAUUUAUAUUUUUAGGUAAAAGUGGCACUGCUCCUUUUGUUCAAAUUCCAUACCCAAUUUAGAAAAUAUGAAAUAGUCUGAAUGAAUUUCUACACUCACUUUACCCAACUGGUACAAAUUCAAAGAAUCUCCUUGUUUAUGUGACAAUUUAUAUGGGAAUACUACUUGGUGAAUGAUGGAUUUUGAUUUAGAGGACGAGCUGGUUUUUAAUGAAGAUUAUUAUGCGUUUUUAAACGUAUCUCGAGAGGCAACUAAAGAAGAAAUAAGUAAUGCCUACCGUAGCCUUAGUCGCGUCUAUCAUCCCGACAAACAUCUUGAUCCCGAAAACAAAGAGAAGGCUGAAAUACUGUUCAACAGAACUAAGAAAGCGUACGAAGUGCUUUCCGAUCCGCAUCGAAGAGCGAUCUAUGAUAGCUUGGGUGUUAAGGGUUUAGAAACCGAAGGUUGGGAAAUUGUUCAGCGUACAAAGACACCUGCAGAAAUUCGGGCCGAGUACGAACAGCUCGCCGAGGAAAAAGCGGAAAGACUUAAGCAACAACGCACAAAUCCCCAUGGAGCCAUUACAAUUAAUAUUAAUGCGACAGAUUUAUUUAACCCUUAUAUCGAUGAUUUAAGCUUAGACAAUGAGUUGGAUAUUGAACCAACAAGCCUGUUACCGAGUGUGGAAAUAUCAGGAAUGAAUUUUAAUCAAUCCGUUGAGUUACCGCUAACACAGAAGGAUACAUGCACGUUAGCGGGACAACUGCAGACGCACAAUGGCACAGGAAGCGGUGGAAUUAAUCUUAGUUGGAGGCAUAUCUUUUCUCACAAAAGCUGGGGGGAAGUGGAAAUGUUGGCAGGUAACGGGCCUGCGAUUUCACUAAAAGCGUUUAGAACUCUAUCGAAGCGAUUUUUUUGGAAUGGUGGUACUGUGCUACAAUUUAGUCCACAAGGGUUGAGACCUGGAAUAAUGUCUACAUUAGCCAUGCAGAUUGAUAAGCACACAGUUACAUACUUUACAUAUCAGGGUGGACUGAGAUCUUUACUUUCUACCUCGAUCGUUAAAGAUUCUGAAUUUGGCCUCUACAAUUUUAAUGUGCAAGUUGGUUUACCUCAUUCGUUCAUUUCAUUUAGUUACACCAAAAAGAUGUUAAAUCAGGAGUUGAGGCUGAAAAUCGCAGUUAAGGGAGGUACUUUCGGCGGCAUGGUGGAAUAUGGCGCUGAAAAAAAAGUAUCAAAACACACUUGGCUAUCCGCAGCAGUAGCUGUAGGUGUACCAACAGGAGUGAAACUUAAAAUUAGAUUAAAUCGGGCCAACCAAACAUAUUCAUUUCCUAUACACCUAUGCGAGGAAGUAAUGCCAUCGGCCAUUUUCUACGCAACCGUAGUUCCCUUAGUAGUGUAUGUUCUGGUAAAAAAAGGCAUAGUCGAACCUUUCCAUAAAGAACAGCAAGCGCAAAAGAUCGAAAAAGAGAAACAAAAGAAUCAAGUGCAGUUAAUGGAGAAACGUAGAGAGGCGCAGGCGGCAGUAGACCUUAUGACUGCAACUUACGCGCGCAUUUGCACUGACGAGGAGUCUAAAAAGGGCCUUAUAAUUAAUAAAGCAUUAUACGGGAAAAUAUUAAACGAAAAAAGUGAAAGCGAGGAAGUUAUAAAUGUUACUAUUCCCUUGCAAUGCUUAGUACGAGAUAGUAAAUUGGUUUUGUACGAACAAUCAAAGAGUCAAUUACCUGGGUUCUUUGAUCCUGCAGUUGGUGAAGAUAAAUUUCUGUAUGUUUCGUAUACUUAUCGUAGUCAACCAUAUGAAGUUACUGCGGGCGAUACAGAACUUUUACGAUUACCAAAGUCUAGUCAUCGGAAUAGUGUAACAUAGCUAUAAUAUAACAUCAAAGAUUAGUCGUUAAAUUUGUUGUAGAUUUUUCAUGAAGUUUGUGAAAAGUUUUUUUUUGUACAAAAUGAUUAAAAGUAUUUCGACCCGA